AUGCCAUUAUUCGAAAACGUUGAUCAGACUUCAACUCCACUCUUCCCGAACCUGACGGACAUAGAUAACGGCUUCUCAUAUAUGACCUCAGAGGAAGGCGAUUCCCUGCCCGACUUUACCCUCCUGCAGGGGUAUUCUCCAGACAACAUGUACUACACCGAUAAUGCUGCCAACUUGUCAUCAUACAGACCACCUCCAAUGGCCACCCUCGACCUUCAAACUAGCAACUUCCUCUCGUGCGAUAACGUUGAUAGUGCUAUGCUCCACACGGUCAACGAUCUAGACGCAAACCUUCUCGUUGAGAGACCCCCGCUCGCCUAUCAAUGUCCAUAUAGCUCUUACACGGACAACAGCAUCGCCAAGGGUUACGAUCAAAUCAACGUGGACGACUUCAAUCCACCGUACGAUCCAUGGUCGUUCCUGCAAGCCAAUCCCCCCUGGUUGGACUACUACUACUACUUCCCUUAUAGCGGUCCUCUGGAAAGCAGCUUCACUAAUCCUGACGACCCUGGUCUGUUUCCAACGAUGAUGGUGAACUUCCCACCGUCGGAUCCUGCUGUUGAUUACUCCUUGGGAAAUGUCAUGGAAGAAGCCGACGUAACAUUAGCCUCGCAUGCUAUCUGGGUCACCUGA
Exophiala bonariae is the source of this 633-nucleotide messenger RNA. RefSeq lists its product as uncharacterized. The transcript has a single exon. The coding region runs from base 1 to 633 and encodes 210 amino acids. The record is from RefSeq and is a predicted model, not a curated record. Lineage: Eukaryota; Fungi; Ascomycota; Eurotiomycetes; Chaetothyriales; Herpotrichiellaceae.